Molecule: messenger RNA, 2548 nt
Organism: Paralichthys olivaceus (Japanese flounder)
Lineage: Eukaryota; Metazoa; Chordata; Actinopteri; Pleuronectiformes; Paralichthyidae
Gene: gnb3b
Product: guanine nucleotide binding protein (G protein), beta polypeptide 3b
Biological process (GO): G protein-coupled receptor signaling pathway
Cellular component (GO): cytoplasm; heterotrimeric G-protein complex
Molecular function (GO): protein binding; signaling receptor complex adaptor activity
Source: RefSeq, a predicted model, not a curated record
UGAUUUGCAGCUGUUUUUCGAGGAGCCGCUGCCACGGUUGUCCAUCCCCGUUUGAUUCGGAGGAAAAUCUCACUGCAUCUGGACUCUUGAUCCACUUUCCUUCUCGGCCCUCGGCGUGUUUCAGGUGUGACGCAAGUUUAGCCUGACCUGCUCUAAUUCUCUAACGAGAUUGACCGUCCCCGGAUAUCCCAUUAGACCCUGAUUAACUGGGCUCAGCUCAUUAGCUCUGACAAACCAAUUCACCUCUGCCAACCUCCGACUCAGACGAUCCAGCCCCGCUCCUGCAUCCAGACAAAAAACAUGUGCUGCAAUGCAGCGAAUCAGGCGUCCCCUCAGAAACAUCAAGAAAAGCCAUCACUCGAUAUUCCUCCUAAACCAAUAAAGGCUAAUUUUUAAUGUGACUUUAUUUAGACUUUUAAUUUGCGUCUUAAACUCAAUAAAACUCACUGAAACAAGAUCCAACACAUAUUUACUUCACAUGUUUGUUUCCUUCCCUCAGAGUUUCUCUUUUCUCUGCAGACCUCCACUGUCUCAUAGUCUCACAUUUCAUCUCCACCUGUUCCCUUUCUCCUCCGGCUUCGUUCUUUCAUUUCUUCACCUGCUCUUGUCUUUUGACCUCGUAACCUGAUUUUCUUUCUCCAAUCGGUUUACCUGCCUCCUCUCGCCAUCGCUCCCUCUCCCUGUCUCUCCUCUCUCUCUCUCUCUCUCUCUCCUUGACUCUCUAUUUCCAUCUUUGAGCUUUAUCCCUUCAUCCCUUAUCUCCUUCAUCCCCUCCAAUCCUCAUCUGUUCUUCGCUGUGGAGGAAGGGAGACAGAAAGAGAGAGUUUUUCACGAGCACAAGCUGCGAGCAGUCUGCCGGGGGAAGAGCGUCGGAGGAGCCAGUGAGCAGGUGGUGCACCCUGGGAUUGUAGGAUCUAAAAAACACUGCGAGGGGAACGCGGAGCCGGAGGAGUCUGGGAACAGGUUCAGAGGAACAGGAGGAAUCACGUUGUGAGUGGAAAAGUCGCAGCUUCGUUUUCCGUCAGUAACACUCCUUAGCAACCGUCGCCAUGGCAGCUGAGAAAGCUGAAAUGGAUGCACUGAAAAAGGAGUGCGAUGGCAUCCGUGCACAGAUUGAGGCGGCCCGUAAGGCUGUGAACGACAGUAGCAUGUCCUCAGCAGCAGGAAGUGCCACUGCGGUGGGCCGAGUCCAGCUGAAGCUGAGGAAGACGCUCAAGGGUCAUCUGGCCAAAAUCUACGCCAUGCACUGGUCAGCUGACUCCAGGCAAAUGGUCAGCGCGUCACAGGACGGGAAGCUGCUCGUCUGGGACACCUUCACUGGGAACAAGCUGAUCGCCGUCCCACUAAAGUCGGCCUGGGUGAUGAGCGUCGCCUUCGCCCCCUCUGGUAACCUGGUGGCCAGCGGUGGUCUGGACAACAUCUGCACAGUCUACAACAUCAAGGCCGCCAGCCCCAAGACCCUCAGGGAGCUGGACGCACACACAGGUUACCUGUCCUGCUGCCGUUUCCUUAGCGACUCUGAGAUCCUGACCGCCUCUGGUGACACCACCUGCUGCCUGUGGGACCUGGAGACCGGCAAGCAGAAGAUCAUCUUCACCAACCACAUCGGAGACUGCAUGUCUCUGGCUCUGUCCUCCGACAUGAACACCUUCAUCUCUGGAGCCUGCGACUCUCUGGCCAAGCUGUGGGACCUGAGGGAAGGGACCUGCAAGCAGACCUUCAGUGGACACACCAGCGACAUCAACGCCAUCUCUUACUUCCCCAGUGGAAACGCCAUCAUCACGGGCUCUGACGACUGCUCCUGCAAGAUGUACGACCUGCGCGCUGACCAGGAGGUGAUUGGCUACCAGGACACCAGCCUGAACGCCGGCGUCACAUCUUUGGCUCUGUCCAACUCAGGCCGCCUCAUCUUCGCCGGCUACGACGACUUCAACUGUCACAUCUGGGAUUCUCUGAAGGGAGAGAAAGUCGGCGUUCUGUCCGGCCAUGACAACAGGGUGAGCUGCACCGGCGUCCCUGAGGAUGGGAUGGGCGUCUGCACAGGAUCCUGGGACAGUUUCCUCAAACUGUGGAACUGAGGCGUCCCGGCGGAGGAUAAACAUCAGGAGGAGGAAGAGCAGGGGGGAGGAAGAAGAGGAGGAAGAGGAGGACGAGGAAGAGAAGUGAGGUUGGGGGAGAGCUGACUGAGCGCAGACCUUCCUCUCUUUCUCUCCCCCUCUCCACCUCUUCCUUGUUCAUGUAUGCAAAACGAGAGUCUGUGAGUGAGUCCGUUGUGUAAAUGGCAUCAGGCAUCAGCAGUGAGAGAUGCAUCCCACUGUACGUGCACCAGUUUCAUUACGUCCAGACGAUGAUUUAAAAAAUAAAAACCUUUUUAAAAAAUAGUGCGUGAUUCAAAACGAGCAGAAAAGAAGCUCUUAUCGAUAAUGUCAAUUAAACACAUAGAUGUUGGACAAUAACAAAGAAAGAACACAUAUUGAAAGUGAGGCUGUAGCAUUACAGAUUUAUUUUUAUCGUCUUUGACCUGCACUUAUCUAGAGGAAAUAUUGAU